This is a messenger RNA of Polychytrium aggregatum, 1725 nucleotides long. RefSeq lists its product as uncharacterized. The record is from RefSeq and is a predicted model, not a curated record. Lineage: Eukaryota; Fungi; Chytridiomycota; Chytridiomycetes; Polychytriales. Bases 90 to 1652 code for a protein of 520 amino acids. The transcript has a single exon.
UUUCGUCUCCCUGAUGUUCACACGGCCGAUUUGGGCGCCACGCAAUCAGACGGUCGACACUCGGCUCCCAUUCAUAUGUUGCCGGCGAUAUGUCGCAUCUGCGCUGCGGGAGGAGUAAUAUGCCUGCACAACAACGGAAUUGCACUGGCAUCUUUGUCGGGUGCGGAUACGGAUGCGGAUGCGGAUGUGGGUGUCGUCGGUCUAGCUUUCGCUCACACCACUCCACAAUCCCAAAGAUACCUUUGGUCCAAAUUAACGGACGUGACCCACUGCGGCCUCCUCGACGACCCUGGCCUUAUACGACAACCAUCUGGUUCAAUAUGUCUGGCGCCGUAGCAAUGGGGGCCGCCUUGGCCGCAAGGAGGGCAUCGAGCAGCCGUGCACGACGAAGGAGCUCUGUGGUCUCUCAGUAUCAAUCUAGCACUGGCGACGAGCAGGACGAAGCGCUGAUCGCACAGCUGAAACAGCUCACAGGGACCAUCAACCAGCUCUAUGCCAACCUUGAGCAAUCCUCCAAGGAUCUACAGAAGAUGUUUGAGAACCUGAGGAUUCUCAGGACCUCGUGCAUGAUUUUGGUCGAGGACAAGGGCGACUCGAGCUCCGAGUCCAGCAGUAACUCGAAAAUGGCCGAGGGACUAUUGAGCAUUCCCAAGCUGGAGUCUGGGGGCGGAAGCUUCAAUUCGAUGGCCAUCGUAGCCGAUGACGACAGCAUCAGCAGCGCCAGCGUCCAGUCGAUCGACAGCCAGACCCGGCGACAGAUUGUCGAUGCAUUCGAGCGUAUCACCACCAAGCCCAUCGAGGAGUUUUCGCCCGAGCUGGGGAAUCUGUACCCGGUCGGCCUCAUGGAUGACAGUAUCAUCAAGGUCUUGAGCAACUACAGCACACGGACGCAGGACUCGCCCAAAGGACGGCGGCCCGACGACCGCCCACAGGGCAGCGAUAGUGCAUCCGGCUCGGGCUUCCUCAGCAACUUCAAUGUCUUCAGCAACCGGAGUCUGUCCAUCUUUGGCGUCCCAACCCGCCGCGAGUCUCUGGAGCCGCGAACAGAGGCAUCGUAUCCAUCGAUCAGCCGGAUCCUGGGCUGGUCAAGACGAGCCAGCAUCGAUCCAGGCACCAAGAUCUCGGGCGACUCUAACUAUUCCCGCAAGGCAUCCAUCUUCUCCCGAGCCACUGGCAGCUCGUAUCACUCCCGAAUCGAUGCGAGCGACCAUUUCCGACCCGAUUCCUCGGCUUCGGGUUCGGACUUGGGAGCCCGCCCGAUUCGCUACGACGCUUUCAACCAGAGCCAUCGGACUUCGAUUGUCCAAAAGGCCUCGGCAAGCAAAGCGCCGCUGCGUGGCAUGGAUUCCAAACCCCCGGGGUCUGUGCGCGAGGACGCAAGGGCCUUCCGGGCCACCAUCAGCCAAGACAACAUGCCGGUCGGAUUUGCGAAUUUGUCGGCCGAUUCUAUGUUGCGCCUUGGAUUCCAAAGGUCGCCCGACACACCGGGCCGCCCGGACAGGGCUCAUCUGUCGACCGACCGUAUCAUGCACUCGGGCAGCUACGACGCCGUGAGCUCGCCGUCGGGGUAUCUCCAGAGCCACGGCAUGCGAUCGAGCUCAACGGAAGGACCAGAGUUUGGCAGGUUGCUCAAGGCGAAGAAGAGGCGAUAGAGCCGGGCACAAUGCCGCAAGCGCCUCUGCGGAUGCCCCGAGCACCUCCACGCAGACGUAUGUGAAGACGAGG